Molecule: messenger RNA, 1619 nt
Organism: Harpegnathos saltator (Jerdon's jumping ant)
Lineage: Eukaryota; Metazoa; Arthropoda; Insecta; Hymenoptera; Formicidae
Gene: Vps45
Product: vacuolar protein sorting 45
Exons: 6
Coding region: 309-1604 (431 amino acids)
Biological process (GO): vesicle-mediated transport
Source: RefSeq, a predicted model, not a curated record
AGUCGCUGCGACGCUUGGCUCACUCACCCAAAAGCCUGGAAAGCAUUUUCUCGCCGUGUAUCGGCCGGCGAAAUGCCCGAGUGAGUAAGACAAGGACAGCGCGAUCGAUCGUUCAUCCUUGUCAAACUGACCUGACCCAACCUUCCUGCUCUUGCGCUCGCGCGCACGGCAUUGGUUCACAGUUUCGCCGCACGAGGCCCUCAAAGUCAACUCUGGAUUUGCCUCUGGCUCCUGCAGACCCUUAAGAACGUACGGAGAAAAUAGUGAAGAUAGUGAAUUGAUAAUCGAUGUACUUUAUUUAACAUAAAAUGAACGUUGUUACCGCCUUAAAGUUUUAUGUGUCUAAAAUGACAGAGGAUAGUGGUCCUGGUAUGAAAGUUCUGUUAAUGGAUAAACAAACGGUAAAAAUGACGAGUAUAAUCAGCUUACUAUAUAGUCAGUCUGAAAUAUUGAUGAAAGAAGUAUAUUUAUUUGAACGAAUAGAUACCGCUGUACAUAAUGAUACUUUAAAAUACUUAACAUGCCUAGUGUUUAUAAGGCCAACAAAGGAAAACAUCGAUUUGCUUUGUAAAGAACUUAGAUAUCCCAAGUAUGGAGUAUAUUAUAUUUAUUUCAGUAAUAUUAUUGCAAAAGCAGAUAUAAAACUUUUGUCAGAAAGCGAUGAACAAGAAAUAGUCAGAGAAGUACAUGAAUAUUAUGCGGAUUAUCUAGCAAUUAGUCCACAUUUAUUUUCACUUGGUAUAAAUGCAUGCUCAGAAGGAUUAACAUGGAAUCCAGUGCAUUUACAUAGAACUGUCCAAGGAAUAACUUCUGUUUUACUAUCGUUAAAAAAAUGUCCAUAUAUUAGAUAUCAAAAUAGUUCUGAUAUGGCUAAGAGAUUAGCAGAGAAAAUAAGGGAAGUGCUUAGUAAAGAAUCUAAUUCCUUUGAAUUCAGACAGGAAUCUAAUCCUAUCCUUCUAAUAGUUGACAGAAGAGAUGAUCCUGUUACACCUUUAUUAAAUCAAUGGACAUAUCAAGCAAUGGUACACGAGUUAUUGACAAUUAAUAAUAAUCGUGUUAAUUUAUCUCAUGUAAAAGGCAUCUCAAAAGAAUUAAAAGAAGUUGUUCUGAGUGCGGAACACGAUGAUUUUUAUGCGAAUAACCUGUAUCUGAAUUUUGGGGAAAUUGGACAAACAAUAAAAGAACUGAUGGAUGAGUUCCAAAAGAAAGCAAAGAAGCACCAAAAAGUUGAAAGUAUAGCCGAUAUGAAACACUUUGUAGAAACAUAUCCACUCUUUAAGAAACUUUCUGGUACUGUAUCAAAACAUGUUACAGUAGUUGGAGAGCUUUCAUCCGUUGUUGAAAAGCAUAAUUUGUUAGAAGUAUCUGAAUUGGAGCAAGAACUGAGUUGCCAAGCUGAUCAUUCAUCACAGUUACAGAAAAUAAAAACGCUUAUCAAUAAUCAAAAAGUACGAGAUAUUGAUACUGUUAGACUUGUGAUGCUCUAUGCACUUCAUUAUGAAAAACAUGCAAACAAUGAUAUUAAUGGUUUGAUAGAAUUACUUAAGAAAAGAAGUGUUUCGGACAAAUAUAUCAAGGUAAUUGUGAUAAUUAUUAUUUUAUAGAAUAGUUAAUUAAAA